AUGCCGAUGUCCAAGGAGGAGCUCCAGGAGCUUCGCAUCCAACCGCGCAUGUACAAGAAGCCUCCGUUCUCCGUAGAGGCUCCUGGAUACGAGCCGGUUGAGGGCGAGACCAUUCCUCGUCGACUGCCCGCCGCCAAGAAUGGCCUCAUCCUUCGCCCGGCUGAGGAUGUCGGAACUACCUACGAUGUCUUCCGCCGCUCCGCGCGUGUUUACGGCAAUGCGAAGGCCGUCGGAACUCGUCACUUGGUCAAGACCCAUGUCGAGAACAAGAAGGUCAAGAAGGUCGUCGAUGGUGUCGAGAAGGAGGUCGACAAGCAGUGGACCUACUUUGAGAUGAGUGGCUACAGCUACAAGAGCUUUGUCGAAUACGAGAAGCUGGCCCUGGAGCUCGGCUGUGGAUUGCGAAAGCUCGGUUUGGAGAAGCCCGACAAGAUCCACCUUUACGGCGCAACUAGUGCACAUUGGCUGGCCAUGUCACACGGUUCCGCCUCUCAGUCCCUGACCAUUGUCACCGCAUAUGAUACCCUGGGUGAGGAGGGAUUGAAGCACUCUUUGGUCCAGACAUCCAGUGCCGCCAUCUUCUGCGAUCCCGUUCUCAUCCCCUCCCUGGCCAACGUUCUGAAGGAUGUCAAGUCCAUCAAGCACGUCAUCUACAACACCGACCAGGAGCCCAAGAAGGAGCACCUGGACCGUCUCAAGUCCGAGUAUGACUACCUGAACGUCAUGAGUCUCGAGGAGCUGCGGAAGCUGGGUGAAGAGAACCCCGUGGAACCCGUCCCUCCGGCUCCUGAAGACCUUUGCUGUAUCAUGUACACCUCUGGUUCUACCGGCCCCCCGAAGGGUGUCUCCCUGACACAUGCGAACGUUAUCGCCGCAACUGCCGGUAUCCACGAGAUUGUCGGCCCUUACAUCGGUCCCUCGGAUGCUCUCCUCACCUACCUUCCCCAAGCGCACAUCUUGGAAUUCAUGUUCGAGAACCUCUGUCUCUUCUGGGGUGGUACCAUGGGUUACGGUAACCCUCGCACCUUGUCUGACGCUUCUAUGCGCAACUGCAAGGGUGAUAUCCGCGAAUUCAAGCCCACCAUCCUGGUCGGUGUUCCGGCUGUGUGGGAGUCCGUGAAGAAGGGUGUGCUCAACAACCUGAACAAGAACAACUUCCUCAUCAAGAGCAUCUUCUGGGGUGCCAUGUCUGCCAAGAACUUCCUCAUGACUGCUGGAUUCCCCGGCGCUGACACGGGAGCCUGGUUCCUGGACUCUGUGGCCUUCCGCAAGCUCAAGGAAGCUACUGGUGGUCGGCUACGGAUUAUGAUGAACGGUGGUGGUCCGGUCUCCAAGGACACGCAAAAGUUCCUGUCCAUGGCUGUUGCCCCCAUGAUUAGCGGCUACGGUCUGACCGAAACCUCCGCCAUGGGUGCUUUGAACGAUCCCAUGGCCUGGAACCCUGACGCGCUCGGUGAAAUCCCCGCCUCUAUCGAGGUUAAGCUUGUUGACUUCCCGGAUGCUGGCUACUUCACGAAGAACACUCCCCCUCAGGGAGAAAUCUACAUUCGCGGAGGCAGUGUCAGCAGCAACUACUGGCAGAACGAGGAGGAGACCAAGGAGGCCUACACCGAUGAUGGAUGGUUCAAGACUGGUGACAUCGGCGAGUUCGACCACCUUGGCCAUCUCAAGAUCAUCGACCGCAAGAAGAACCUCGUCAAGACUCUCAACGGUGAAUACAUCGCUCUGGAGAAGCUCGAGUCUAUCUAUCGCUCUUCCCCCGUGGUCGGCAACAUCUGCGUCUACGCCGCGCAAGACCAGGACAAGCCCGUUGCUAUCAUUGUCCCUGUCGAAGCCACCCUGAAGAAGUUGGCCAACGACAACGGUAUCGAGGGCGACUCUUUGGAGUCUCUCGUCCACAACGAGAAAUUGAAGUCUAUUGUCCUCAAGCAGCUCCAGACCGCCGGUAAGGCCGGUGGUCUGAAGGGUAUUGAGAUCAUUAACGGUGUUGUCCUCUCCGACGAGGAGUGGACCCCUCAGAACGGCUUCAUGACCGCCGCCCAAAAGCUCCAGCGCAAGAAGAUCCUCAACCGCUUCCAGGAGGACAUUGACCGUGCCUACGGCAAGAAAUAA
Molecule: messenger RNA, 2112 nt
Organism: Aspergillus neoniger CBS 115656
Lineage: Eukaryota; Fungi; Ascomycota; Eurotiomycetes; Eurotiales; Aspergillaceae
Gene: faa4
Product: long-chain fatty acid-CoA ligase FAA1
Exons: 5
Coding region: 1-2112 (703 amino acids)
Biological process (GO): long-chain fatty acid metabolic process; long-chain fatty-acyl-CoA metabolic process
Cellular component (GO): endoplasmic reticulum; plasma membrane; lipid droplet
Molecular function (GO): long-chain fatty acid-CoA ligase activity
Source: RefSeq, a predicted model, not a curated record